Molecule: messenger RNA, 2094 nt
Organism: Dovyalis caffra
Lineage: Eukaryota; Viridiplantae; Streptophyta; Magnoliopsida; Malpighiales; Salicaceae
Source: the annotation of a GenBank genome assembly
AUGAAUCAGUUAACUGUUGAAACUGACGAUACUUUUGCAAGCUUGCUUGAGUUCGCUGCUAACAAUGAUGUUGAGGGCUUUAAGCGAUCUAUUGAGCGUGAUCCCUCUUGCAUUGAUCAGAUUGGACUGUGGUAUGGCCGACAAAAGGGCUCUAAGCAGAUGGUUAAUGAAUACAGGACCCCGUUGAUGGUAGCUGCUACAUAUGGUAGCAUUGAUGUUGUCAAGGUGAUUCUUUCAUUAUCUGAUGCUGAUGUCAAUCGCUCCUGCGGUAUUGACAAGAGCACUGCCCUUCACUGUGCUGCCUCAGGUGGGGAUUUGAAUGCUGUUGAUGUUGUGAAAAUGCUUUUAGCAGCAGGUGCUGAUGCUAACGUGGUAGAUGCCAAUGGUCACCGUCCAAUUGAUGCUAUUGUUUCUCCACCUAAGUUCCAAGGAGUGAGGUUGACUCUUGAAGAACUCCUUGCUGCUGAUGGUGCUGUUAUUGAGAACAAUCUAAGGGUUUCCAUAUCAAAUUCAAAUUCUCCGCCUCUUUCACCAUCCCUGGAAGAUGGGUCUCCUCUGUCAGGUUCAGAUUCCCCAAUGAAUUCAAAGCUAAAUGAAGCACCGAUUUCCUUUGUAUCAGAGAAGAAAGAAUACCCCGUCGAUCCAUCUCUCCCAGAUAUCAAGAACAGCAUCUAUUCUACUGAUGAAUUCCGAAUGUAUUCUUUUAAGGUAAGGCCUUGUUCCCGUGCAUAUUCCCAUGAUUGGACUGAGUGCCCAUUUGUUCACCCAGGUGAAAAUGCUCGAAGAAGGGAUCCUAGAAAGUUUCAUUAUAGCUGUGUUCCAUGUCCUGAUUUUCGGAAAGGGGCUUGUAGACGUGGAGAUAUGUGUGAAUAUGCUCACGGGGUCUUUGAAUGCUGGCUUCACCCUGCUCAAUAUAGAACCCGGCUGUGCAAAGACGGUACAAAUUGUAUGAGGAGAGUUUGCUUUUUUGCUCACACCGUUGAGGAACUCCGCCCAUUAUAUGUAUCCACAGGUUCUGCUGUUCCCUCUCCUCACUCUAGUACAUCAGGUGCUGCUGCCAUGGAUUUUGCUGCAGCCAUGAGCCUCUUGCCAGGUUCUCCUUCAGCACCCAUCAUGUCUCCUUCACCAUUCACUCCACCCAUGUCUCCAUCUGCCAAUGGUGUGUCACAUUCUUCCAUGGCUUGGCCCCAACCAAAUGUCCCAGCUUUGCAUCUCCCUGGAAGCAAUCUCCAGUCCAGUCGCUUGAGAUCUUCCCUUAACGCUAGAGACAUUCCAGCAGACUACAACUUGCUUCCGGAUUUUGACGUGCAGCAACAACAGCUUCUGAGUGAGUUAUCCAGUCUCACUCAACCAUCAUUGAGCAAUAACUCCUUGAAUCGCUCUGGUCGAUUGAAAACCUUAUCCCCUUCAAAUCUUGAUGAUCUAUUUUCUGCUGAGAGCUUAUCUCCUCGGUAUGCUGAUCAAGCAUUGGCUUCAGCGGUUUUCUCCCCAUCCCACAAAUCUGCAGUUCUCAACCAGUUCCAGCAGCAACAAAGCAUGUUAUCACCGAUCAACACAAAUUUUUCUCCUAAAAAUGUUGAUCACCCGCUGUUGCAGGCUUCUUUUGCAUCAGGCAGGAUGUCACCCCGAAAUGUGGAACCUAUCUCUCCAAUGAGCUCCUGGGGGUCUAUGCUAGCUCAACGAGAGAAGCAGCAGCAGCAAUUGCGUAGUCUCAGCUCUCGGGAACUAGGCUCCAAUACUGCUUCCAUUGUUGGAUCCCCAGUUAACUCUUGGUCACAAUGGGGUUCUUCUAAUGGGAAGCCGGACUGGACUGUUAGUGCAGAUGAAUUUGGUAAGCUACGGCGAUCAAAUUCAUUUGAGCUUGGUAAUGGAGACGAGCCUGAUGUAUCAUGGGUUCAGUCACUUGUUAAAGAAUCUCCAACUGAGAUGAAAGAAAAGUCAACAGUCAAUGUCUCUGAAAGCGUUGCAGCAAGUGCUUCAUCAAGUGAGAGUUCAAAUAUGAACUCCCGACCUGUUGACCUCGACCAUGUGGAUGUGAUAGGCUCAUGGGUUGAGCAAUUGCACAUUGAUCAUCUUGUGGCACAGCAAAACUAA